AAAAGGAAAGGGUUAACCAGGUAGAGGGCACAGUUUAGCUCAGGGGCAAGAGCAGCAGCAGCACCACCACCAGCAGAAACACCAGCAGCACCAGCAGCUUACUGACCAGCAAAAAUGACCUCUACUGGAAUGAACAUGAUGAGCAAGAUCAUCUUCUACGAGGACAGGAACUUCCAGGGCCGCUCCUAUGAGUGCAACAGCGACUGUCCCGACAUGUCCUCCUUCCUGAGCAGGUGUCAAUCCUGCAGGGUGGAGCGGGGCUGCUUCAUGGUCUACGACCGCACCAACUUCAUGGGCAAGCAGUACUUCAUGAGGAGGGGCGAGUACUCCGACUACAUGAGCAUGAUGGGCAUGAGCGACUGCAUCAGGUCCUGCCGCAUGAUCCCCAUGCACAGGGGAUCCUACAGGAUGAGGAUCUACGAGAAGGAGAACUUCAGCGGCCAGAUGUCUGAGCUGAUGGACGACUGUGACAACAUCAUGGACCGCUUCCGCAUGUCCAACUGCCUGUCCUGCAAUGUGCUGGAGGGCCACUGGCUGAUGUACGAGCAGCCCAACUACAGGGGCAGGAUGGUGUACAUGAGGCCCGGCGAGUACAGGAACUUCAAUAGCAUCGGCAUGAGCGGCAUGAGGUUCAUGAGCAUGAGGCGCAUCCUGGACUCCUGCUAUUAG
Molecule: messenger RNA, 669 nt
Organism: Lampris incognitus (smalleye Pacific opah)
Lineage: Eukaryota; Metazoa; Chordata; Actinopteri; Lampriformes; Lampridae
Product: gamma-crystallin M2-like
Exons: 3
Coding region: 115-669 (184 amino acids)
Biological process (GO): lens development in camera-type eye; visual perception
Molecular function (GO): structural constituent of eye lens
Source: RefSeq, a predicted model, not a curated record